UAAAGCUAGGUUUGCCGAAUUGAACUCCCAAACACACCUUUACAAAAAUCUCUCCUCUCUCCCCCCUCUCUCUUCUCUCCGCCCCCAAUCUAUACACACAGUCACACAGUAAAAACACACACAACUAUGGUGGAUACAUCACGGAGAAGAAAUGGUCCGGUUCUCAGAUCUCACUCGCCGUCGGGGAGAUUCUACUCUCCUUCUCCGGCUUCAGCUUCUUCAUCUGCUUUUGCCUCAUCCACGUUUCGAUCUACAUCCCCGACGCGUGUCAGUCUCUACAGCACUCCCUCAGCCUCGUCGGUGAAAUUCUCACUUGACCGUCCCGGUUCGCCGAGCCGCUCGAUUUCUACAACCUCGCGAAACCAGAUCGUAAAAAAGCCGAGUCACAAUCCGCUGUCGAAUCAGAAGAGGACCUGUAUGUGCUCUCCGACGAAUCAUCCAGGUUCGUUCAGGUGUAGUUAUCACAAGAAUUUGGCGAAUCAAACAGCCUCGUAUCCGGCGAACAGAUUGAACGCGAGGAGAUCAGCUAUGACGAAUUCGCUGGUUCGAAUCGGAACAGUUGAAGGAGAUCUGGUGAAACGAGCGUUAGCAGCGUUGAUUCGACCUUCUUCGCACCACCAGAAGCGACGAGGUUCGUUCGAAUCGAGGCCGAGUAGGCUUUCGGUUAUGUCGAAAGCUGAAGAAGAUUAAUAAAACAAAUUUAAUUAAUUAUGUUAAUUUUGAUUAGUUUUGUGUCCUUUACUUUUCCUAAUUUCUGACGAUCGACGGUGAUGACGUGGAUCGGAAUGGCGCAGGAACGGAACGGACUGUUUUUUAGUUUUCCGGUACCGAAACGAUAAGGAUCCGAUUGAGAAGGAUCUAUGAGAUGCUUUGUGUGUAUGUAUAUACAUCAUCCAUAUAUAUAGAAAUCGAUUAUAUGAGUA
This is a messenger RNA of Daucus carota subsp. sativus, 923 nucleotides long. RefSeq lists its product as uncharacterized. The record is from RefSeq and is a predicted model, not a curated record. NCBI's taxonomy places the organism in Eukaryota, Viridiplantae, Streptophyta, Magnoliopsida, Apiales, Apiaceae. The transcript has a single exon. The coding region runs from base 127 to 690 and encodes 187 amino acids.